AUGGCUCCUCCAGCUCAACUUCCCCUUCGCCAACUCACAAACGAUGGUCCUAAGAUCCCAGCCAUUGGCUUUGGUCUCAUGGGUAUAAGCAUUGCAUAUGGGCCAGCCGAGUAUGCACAAUCCCUCAUUCCUUUGAACCACCCCGAGACUAACACCCCUAGCUCUGAUGAAGAACGACUCAAGGUCCUAGACCGCGCAUGGGAGCUCGGCUGUACCAAUUGGGAUACAGCUGAUAUCUACGGUGAUAGUGAAGACCUUGUUGGCAAGUGGUUCAAGCUACAUCCCGAGCGUCGUCAGGAUAUCUUCCUCGCCACCAAGUUUGGGUUGAAGGCAACUAAGAAGGGCAUGGUUACUGAUUCGAGUCCUGAACAUGUGAAGGCGAGUAUUGAAAAGAGUUUGAAGAGACUUGGUGUCGAGCAGAUUGAUCUGUAUUACAUGCACCGUGUCGGGGAGGAUGUGCCUAUUGAGAAAACCGUCGAGGCUAUGAAGCAGCUCGUUGAUGAAGGAAAAGUCAAGCACUUGGGUCUAUCAGAGAUCUCUUCCACAACAGUUCGUCGCGCCUAUGCUGUCCAUCCAAUCACAGCAGUGCAAGUCGAGUACAACCCCUGGACACUCGACAUUGAAGGUCCCUUAGGAACACACCUUCUCAAAACAUGCCAAGAGCUGGACAUCGCUAUUUUCGCCUACUCACCUCUUGGUCGCGGCAUCCUUACCGGUCGUUAUCGCUCUGCGGAGGAUUUUGAAGAAGGCGAUGUCCGAAAAGAUAUGAGUCGCUUUCAGGGUGAUAACUUUAAGAAGAAUCUCCAGAUUGUGGAUAAGUUUGACGAGUUGGCUAAGAGCAAGGGAUACACCACCUCGCAGCUAGCGCUGGCAUGGGUUCUGGAGCAAAGCCCAAAUGUUUUUGUAAUUCCGGGAACUAAGAAGGUCAAGUACCUGGAAGAGAACGUUGGAGCAGCAAAGGUGACCUUGAGCAAGGAGGAGGAACGGGAGCUAAGGAAAGUGGUUGAGGAGGCUCAAGUUGCGGGCGGACGUGACCCCUUCUUUGGUAACUAUAUGGAUACUCCUCCUCUGGAGAAGUGA
Molecule: messenger RNA, 1080 nt
Organism: Fusarium coffeatum
Lineage: Eukaryota; Fungi; Ascomycota; Sordariomycetes; Hypocreales; Nectriaceae
Exons: 2
Coding region: 1-1080 (359 amino acids)
Cellular component (GO): cytoplasm
Source: RefSeq, a predicted model, not a curated record